AUGGCGGCACACGAGACGGCGCUUCUGGCUGCUCGCCAUAUCCAGAACUAUAGCGAUGCACAGGAGCUGGAACCGCACUGGGGCUACCUCGCCCGCAAGCUCCCGUGUACGAAUGAUGCCGGCUCAUGUGCCUAUCUGGAUCAGGUCUACGAGUCGCACGACCUGGGAAUGCUGUAUUCCGGCAUCCUCUGGGCAACCAUCGGCAGCAUCCUAUUCCUCUGGGCCAUUGGGAGGCGGGCCUUUCCAUCAACUCGAGCCGACGGGUUGCUCUACGGAACCGUAGGCGCUGCCAAAUCCUCGACAGCGCGGAUAAGACGGACAAUAGCAACCUACGUACGGAUAACAUUGCUACCUGAGGCUGUACGUCCCAUCUUCGGCCGAACGACGCGACUCCAGGUCCUCAUUUUGGCCGUGCUAUCAGGAUACCUCUUGAUAUGGAGCUUUGCCGGCAUAGCUUACAACACAUGGAUCACGCCCGUGAAGAACUCACCCGGCUUAUACAAUACAAGAACGAGUAUGGGACCGUGGUCCGAUCGCAUCGGUAUCUUGGCCUAUGCCCUCACGCCGCUAGCCAUCUUGCUGAGCUGCAGAGAAUCAAUCCUCUCCGUACUCACAGGAAUCCCCUAUCAGGGCUUCAACUUCCUUCACCGGUGGCUAGGCUACAUUAUUGUGAUCCAAGGUGCCUUGCAUACUAUUGCUUGGACUAUCAUCGAGGUCCGCCUGUACCAACCGCAACCCACCACCGCCCUGGAAUGGGCCACCGAGACCUACAUGAUCUGGGGUAUGGGGGCCAUGAUCCUCUCCCUGCUCCUCUUCGUCCUGAGCACCCCGUGGGCCAUCCGCCUCACAGGUUACGAAUUCUUCCGAAAGGCCCAUUAUGUCCUGGCAAUGGUGUACGUCGGGGCCUGCUGGGGACACUGGAAGCAACUGAAGUGCUUCCUCCUCCCAUCUCUGCUCAUCUUCUUCCUCGACCGAGCCAUCCGACUUGUGCGGACGGGCCUUAUCCACUACCAAUACCUACCCAAUGGCUCGAUGGGUUUCCGAGCCGCCCAGGCCUCACUCACUCACUUUUCCGACCCCGAACAUGGCGAUGUCGUGAGAAUGGACUUCGUCCACCCCCAAAAUGCGUGGAAAGUCGGCCAGCAUUUCUAUAUCUGCUUCACCGAGUGCAGCAUCUGGCAAUCCCACCCUUUCACGCCAUUGAACCUACCGGAGAUACGAAACGGCCUCGUCUCGCACUCGUACAUCUUCCGAGCCAAGAAGGGAGAGACCAAGACAGUCGCCGACCUGGCCUUGAAGAAAGCUUCCGCAUCCGACAAGGUGACAACCCCACUCAUCCUGACCGGACCAUGCGGCGAGUCCAUCGUGGAGACCUUGACACCGGAUGCGAACGUGCUGUGCGUUGCUGGCGGAACAGGCAUUACCUCCGUCCUCCCAGUCUUACUCGGUCUUGUGCAGCAACCAGCGGUGAGGGACCGCAAGAUCCAGCUAGUCUGGGCCAUUCGGCGAAAGGAAGACAUGCAUUGGGUUGAGCAGGAAAUCAACUCGAUAUACAAAGCGGCAAAGUCGCACAAUGUCGAGGUGCAUAUCUACGUGACGAGGGAAGCGAGUAGCAGAAGCCCCUCAUUACGAGACGAUAAGUCAACACAGGGCGAAACGCAAGUAAGGGAGGCUAGCGGCCCUUCCUCUGCCGCGACGUCCAUCAAGGGGGUCCACACGCACACGCACACAUCGAUAUACGUCCAGAAGAUCGGCGGCGAGGGCUUCGACCGGCAUCCGGACCUCAAGAAGCUCGUCAACGAGUUCGUCGAGAGCACAGUGGCGGGACCUACGGGGGUGUACGCCAGCGGACCCUGUGGCAUGAUCAGUGACCUCCGAAGCAUCGUCGCGUCGUGCAACUCGGGCACGAAGGUCUGGAGGGGCAAUGAGCGGUUUGAUGUCAGCUUGACGUGCGAUGAUCGGUUGGAGUGGUGA
Molecule: messenger RNA, 1974 nt
Organism: Anthostomella pinea
Lineage: Eukaryota; Fungi; Ascomycota; Sordariomycetes; Xylariales; Xylariaceae
Source: the annotation of a GenBank genome assembly